Meloidogyne enterolobii is the source of this 821-nucleotide messenger RNA. NCBI's taxonomy places the organism in Eukaryota, Metazoa, Nematoda, Chromadorea, Rhabditida, Meloidogynidae. The record is from the annotation of a GenBank genome assembly.
GAUGCGACCUACACAAAUUCUUAUAUUAGACGAAGAAGAGGAAACUCAAAAUAAUGGAUCAAACGAGUCAAUUCCUAACAGUUAUUUGCGCUCUCAAUCGCCAGGAAUGCUGGGUACUCCAACUUCUGGAUUGAUCAGUGGAAGAGAGCAUCAUGUUAUGCAUAUUCAAAGCGGACAUUCUUCACCUCGACAAAAUGCCUUUAAUUUUGGUUCAACUAAAUGUAUUGCUCAAUCACCAUCGAAUAAUACAGCUUCUCCGUUGCGUCGUAGACAACCUCCACCGCCAUUGCAUUUGUGCAAUUCUGGAGAAAAUAAUAAAGCAAUUCCAGCCCAGUCAAGACAAAGUAUUUGGGUGCCGCGUCAAUUUGCUUUUGCCUGUCCCAAUUCUAUGCCCAUGCAUCGACGACAUUUACAACAAAGACAAAUUUUAUCAAAUGCGAUGAUGCAACAUUCAAAUGACCAAAAAUAUAAUUAUGAACAAAAAUUUCAAUAUCACCACCAUCCAACUUUACCUGUAACUCGUUCAAGUAGUAUAGCAAGAACGGAUGGUAAUAAUCCAAACAACAACAACAGCUUCCCUCAAACAACAUUUAAUAAUUUACUUGACAAUAAUAAUACGGGAAGUCUGCCAAGAUUAAAUAUUUGUAAUAAAAAUAAUUAUGAAGAUGAUGGAAGACAACAACAUAAUUUUCAACAAGGAGGAGGAGUAACUGGAAGUGGUGGUGGUUCUGUUGGAAGGUGGGUGGAAAUUUUUAAAAAUAUUUUUUUGUAUAUUUUUGGGUUUUGAGGGAUUUUUCAAACAUUUUCCCUUAUUUGAAUCU